Sitophilus oryzae (rice weevil) is the source of this 3599-nucleotide messenger RNA. It is a transcript of the gene RtGEF, whose product is annotated as rho guanine nucleotide exchange factor 7. The record is from RefSeq and is a predicted model, not a curated record. The transcript is spliced from 10 exons. Gene Ontology annotation, molecular function: guanyl-nucleotide exchange factor activity; protein binding. Lineage: Eukaryota; Metazoa; Arthropoda; Insecta; Coleoptera; Curculionidae. The coding region runs from base 340 to 3453 and encodes 1037 amino acids.
UUACUUUGUUGGGAUGAUAGCUAAAACACUUUCUAACAUAAAUAUUAAUGGUUCAUGUUGUGUUACCAUAUUUAUAAUUUCCUGUAAAUCCAAAUGAGCUCAGAAUAUUUCUGGCACUUUUCCAAUUUUAUCUAAAAACCUUUACCAUAUGCCAAGAAUGUGUCGGCAUUUUGAAAUUAUUUUUCGCUGUCCAAUGACGGUCGUUUUACGCACUGCUAUAAGCUGGUUUUUGCUGUGGCUUUUUUUCGUGUAAAAAGUGCCUUUUUUGGUGGUGAUUUUCUUCAUUAAUUAAAGUCAAGUUGUACUUUAAGGUGUUGUCGUAAGUGUUGAUGGCAGAACAUGGCUGGGGAACCAUUAGUUGUACAAGCAUUAUACACGUUUAAAGGAAGCAACAAUGAUGAAUUGUGUUUUAAGAAAGGAGAUGUGAUCACUGUAACGCAGAAAGAUGAUGGUUGGUGGGAGGGUACCCUCAAUGACAAGACAGGAUGGUUCCCUAGCAAUUACGUAAAGGAAUGUAAAGAUGUUGCCAAGCCUGCAGUACAACAAGAAAAUCAGUACAAGAGUGUUGUAUUGAAAGAUCUCAUAGAUUCCGAAAAGGCGCAUGUGCAGGAACUAGAAGGUCUAGUGACAAAUUUUCUUCAACCUUUGGAAAAGAAUACAAUAUUAACCCAGGAUGAAUAUAAACAACUUACCAGCAAUAUUCAAGAGGUUCUUGAGACCCACCAACAGCUGCUCAUGCUGGUGGAACAAGAGUACAACAAACCUGGAAGUGAACAAAGGGUGGGAAAGUUAUUUUUGAAUUGGGCGCCCAAAAUGAAGACUGUCCAUCAGACCUACUGUUCGCUGCAUCCCAGAGCUGUAGUGAUUUUGGAUAAGUACAAGGAUGAAUUGACGAAAUAUAUGGAGUCAAGAGGAGCAGCGAGUCCGGGUGUUUUAGUCUUGACCACGAUGUUAAGCAAACCGUUUAGAAGACUGGACAAAUAUUCGGGAAUGUUACAAGAACUCGAACGACACGUGGAGGAGUGUCAUCCGGACAGAGGUGACACUCAGCGGUCCGUCAGUAUUUAUAAAGAUAUAGCUACCACUUGCACAGCUACUAGAAGACAGAAGGAACUUGAGCUACAAGUAUUAACUGGUCCUGUUAGAGGAUGGGAAGGACCUAGUCUUACAAGUUUAGGUGAGAUCAUCUACAUGGGAAGUGUAGCAGUUGGAUCAAAUCAUCACGACAGAAUUUUUGUAUUAUUUCCUACCACAUUAGUUAUACUCUCAGUCAGUCAUAGGUUAAGUGCCUUUAUCUAUGAGGGAAAGUUAUUCCUUUCCGGUCUUAUAGUCACCCGCUUAGAAGACACGGACGGAGUAAAAAACGCCUUUGAUAUUAGCGCUCCUAUGAUCGACAAACGUAUUGUCAUCUGUCAGAGUCGUGAGGAAGCUGAUCAUUGGGUGGAAAUCCUGACUAGGCAACAAGGAUCAAGAUCAUCCGUCUCUUCCACUGUAAGCCACAAAGUGCUGCCCAGCCAGGCUCAAUACGUGCCUCAGCCGCCGCCGCACCUUGCCAGUCUAGAUCCACGAGGUUAUUGUAACCGAUCUUCAGUAUUAGCGUUCAGGACUGUACUCAAAUACCUGCCUACAUACCCACCAGCAAUUUACCCUUCAGCAGCACCAUACGCCUCCCUCACAAAAUUCUUAUCCAAAAAAAUCAAAGACAAAAUUUUAACGCGUAAGCUACUCAGGAACCUAUUGUACUCGGAGCAUUUAAACAAAAGGAAUCUGAAUGUAGUCAAAAUCAGGCACCAUAAGACCGAAUGUACGAUAAUGACGAAGAACGUUCAUCUGAGGGACAGCGUCAUUAACUGUGAUAGCGAUUCUGAAACAGAUUCAGAUUCUAGCGACGAUGAAACUAACCUCAGACGACAGAAUGCGUUUGAGAGACAUUCAAAUGCUUCUUCGAGUGAUUCUAGUAAUCCUUUCGGUUAUAUCCGAUAUUAUAACCCGAAAUCCGGAACAACCAAACAACCGCCUGAGAAAUACGAAAGUUUUAUUGACUACGGACAGCCUCAUAAAGUUUCCGAGCCUGACGAAGUAAGCGUAUCCUCAUUUAAAGGUCCCAGAGUGGUAGAGGAACUACCGAAGAAGCCUAGCAUCGUUCUCACGUCAACUGCCAAAGUUAAUCUCCUACAAAAACAGCUCUCUGAGGAAUCAAAUGCUAGUUCAUGCAUGAUGCCUAGAAAUCCGGGUUUAGCAUGCGAGAAUCUGCACACUUUGAACGAAAGUUUCGAAAUGCAGUCACUUAAUGUACCUGAUAGUUAUAUUCCCUUGACUCGACAAAGCUGCCCUACGAAACUAGUGGGAAACAAGUUUAACGAGAGCAGCUUGACGGCGAUUUACAUUCCUUCCUAUUCGACUAGUGAAAAUAACAUUUUCUGCCGUAGUAAGCCUUUAGAAACUCCGCCUAACAGCCAGUCCAGCAGCACAACGCAUUCAAGCAGCUUGGAAGUGUCCGUGAAUACACUCCCUUUACCUGAUAGAGUUGUGGGGGAGUUAUUGUACGGGGACUACGCGAAAAGCGACAGUGUGGAAACAGAUUUAACUGAACAAUCUACUCAAACUGUGAUAAAGCCUCCGACGAUGUUUCAUAAUUCUUCUAGAAUUCCUUCCGGAACUUCGGAUAUUCAGAAGUUAGAAAAAAGUAACGUGCCUUUUAGGAAACACAGUAUUAACUCGGACAAACCGAAAAGGAGAUGCAGUAUUCAAAUCAACCCAAGCGAUUUAAAGAGGUGCGUUAGUUCGAGAUAUCUGAAUAUGAGACCUGCGGGAAACCCCGAGCAACCGAGCACUUCCCGAAAAUCAAUCUGUCGAUGCGGUUCGGAAUACUGCCACAGUCCUCGCUCUUCGGACUCGGGAAUGGCAGGAAGUUGUACGUUGAACAGUCCGGAUCUUGGCAACGCCGCUGAUGUUGAACCGGAACGGAACAGCAACGACAUGAUGAACUUACUAUAUCAGAAAUACGAAAACUUCGGUGGGGGAAUCACGCUGAGCGAUAUCGAAGCACGAAACUUCGAGAGCCAAUGUCCUUGUUCGUCUCCGUUCGGAUCUACGCCUCGUACUUCCGGUGAGGCUAGUCGUACCAGGGAUUCUUUACGUACGACUUCCGUAGCUAGUAUCGAUAUAAUGCCGUCACAGUGGGACACCAAACUACGGACUACGUGUCGAACAUCUCCGCAGAAAUCAAAGUCGACCAGUUCGUUGCUGGAUUACUCGAAUAGUUCGGAAGAAGUACAGGAAGAUCCGGUUGUAGAAGAGGAAGAAGACGCUCCGGUGUUUAAGUCUGGUCUGUACGCGCACUGGUGGUUGAAGGCCAAGCUGCCUCCCGCGGUGGUCCGAGGGAUUUACGAAACGACCCGAAGAAAGUCGCGGGCUGCAGGCAUCUCCCCUAGUGUCCGCCCUAAGCCCUAGUUCUCCCACCCUGGCAGGAGCCCCUCGAGGAUUGCUCUCGCGGUGCUCCUCGCCUCCCGCUCCACCCCACGGCGCUUCCAGGGGGCCCGGUUGGUCGGCGGUUUGCCUGAGGCCGACUCCGCCCCUGAGGCCUUGUCUGGCGCUAG